Molecule: messenger RNA, 1501 nt
Organism: Malus domestica (apple)
Lineage: Eukaryota; Viridiplantae; Streptophyta; Magnoliopsida; Rosales; Rosaceae
Product: phosphatidylglycerophosphate phosphatase 1, chloroplastic/mitochondrial
Molecular function (GO): phosphatidylglycerophosphatase activity
Source: RefSeq, a predicted model, not a curated record
UAUCCCUAAAAACUAACAAGUAGAAAUGCAGUCGACCUCAUCAGCUCCAUUGCCAAAAUGCUCUAACCCUCUCUCCCUUAACCACUUCCACUUCCACUUCCACCAUCGAAACCCUCGCAAAACCCUCAACUUCCUUCUCCUCCCCCCUAAACCCCAAACCCACUGCACCAACCACUGCGCCCUUUCCAUCUCUCACACCCACAGUUGCAGCAGAGAGCACCAGAACCAGAGCCAGAAGCACAUCAAUGGCGAUUCCGACCCCUAUCAGAACGAUAUGUUGUUUCUGCAAUUGAACCCCUCAGGAGACACCGAAGACGCCGGUAACCAAAGCCCAGAAGCCCCAAACGAAAAACGAGGGCGAGAUCAAAGAGAGAGCGAAGCCGAUAAUUCCGAGGGACUUUCGACAAACAUGUGGUGGGCAGACGUGAAAGCCGCAUUGGGACAAAGGUUCAACUUUGGAGCCAUGGUUCGUUCAGCCAUGGUGCUCACGAAAGACAAGCACUUGGUGCUGCCUCAUGUUUCUGUGCCUGAUAUAAGGUACAUUGAUUGGCCUGAGUUGCAUAGAAGGGGUUUCAAGGGUGUUGUGUUUGAUAAGGAUAAUACUAUCACUGCACCUUAUUCCUUGACGCUUUGGGGUCCUCUUGGGUCUUCAUUGGAGCAGUGCAAAUCCGUUUUUGGACCUGAUAUCGCGGUAUUCAGUAACUCGGCUGGGCUUUAUGAGUAUGACCAUGAUGGUUCAAGAGCUAGGGAACUUGAAGGGGCUAUUGGAAUUAAAGUCAUAAGACAUAGAGUGAAGAAACCUGCCGGAACAGCUGAAGAGAUCGAGAAGCAUUUUGGUUGUAAAUCGUCACACCUUAUUAUGGUGGGUGAUCGGCCCUUAACUGAUAUUGUCUAUGGUAAUCAAAAUGGAUUUCUAACUAUUUUAACCGAACCGUUGAGUCUCAACGAGGAACCGUUCAUUGUUAGGCAGGUGAGGAAACUGGAAACAGCCCUUGUGAAUCAUAGGUUUAAGAGAGGGUUAAAGCCCACCAGUCAUAGGCUGUUGCCUGACGGCAAGCAGUGUGUGAAACAUCCGCCACCGCUAGCAUAUAUAGUGAGCAUGGCGGUGUCUGGAGCCAUCACUGGAGCGUGCAAGAGGAGGAUGGUUGAGCGACCGAUUGAAUGCAAAUCCUCGUUGGUGCUGUGGUCAUAACUGGAUAUCGAACCUCAUUGUUGCUCAGUCCUCCGUGUCUUCAACUCGAAUAUCAGGAACGUCCAAGAACAAAACCAUCCUCAGAUCUUAAAAACAAGGGUGUCUUCUCUAGGGUCAGCUAUCAAGGCCAACUUGUAAGCAGCUCUCUUCCCUUGAUUUAAGAAUUAGAUUAGGCACCUAAGUUUGUCUGGUCACAUGGUUCCUGUCGGCUGCUUGUAGCCAUCUCCAUCUCUCCUUCUCCUCCCCUCUUUCAUAUAUACUUGGGCCUCUUGUACAAUGAAUAUAUAUGAAAUACAUUACAAUUUAAAA